AUGGUCAAGAAGCGAGCAUCCAACGGCCGCAACAAGAAGGGAAGGGGCCACGUCAAGCCGAUCCGCUGCUCCAACUGCUCGCGAUGCACGCCCAAGGACAAGGCAAUCAAGAGAUUUACGAUAAGGAACAUGGUCGAAUCCGCCGCUAUCCGUGAUAUCUCCGAUGCCUCGGUCUUCCCCGAGUACACUGUCCCCAAGAUGUACCUCAAGCUCCAGUACUGCGUCUCAUGCGCCAUCCACGGCAAGAUUGUCCGUGUCCGCUCAAGGGAAGGUCGCCGCAACCGCGCUCCCCCGCCAAGGGUUCGGUACAACAAGGAUGGCAAGAAGGUGAACCCACAGCAGGCAGCUAGGACCGCGGCGGCUGGUGCGGUGGCUCCGGGACAGUAA
Molecule: messenger RNA, 387 nt
Organism: Coniosporium apollinis CBS 100218
Lineage: Eukaryota; Fungi; Ascomycota; Dothideomycetes
Product: 40S ribosomal protein S26E
Exons: 4
Coding region: 1-387 (128 amino acids)
Biological process (GO): translation
Cellular component (GO): cytosolic small ribosomal subunit; ribosome
Molecular function (GO): mRNA binding; structural constituent of ribosome
Source: RefSeq, a predicted model, not a curated record